UUAGGAGGAGAGUCGCGAGCAAAACAAAAUCGUAAGGACAAUAGAAUGGGCAAUAAGUUAUCUUGCAGUUGCGCUCCUCUUAUCAAAAAAGCGUAUCGUUACGAAGAUUCUCCAUGGCAAGCUGGGGCUAGGGGAGUAAUGGGCGGCAGCGGAGGUCGCAGGGGUGACACUGGCCACUUGCUCAGGUGCGGAAGCUUAAGAGAAAGGAAGAGGCUGUGGGCGGAAGUGUUCCACGUGAGUGCCAGCGGCGCAGGAACGGUAAAGUGGCAGCAGGUCUCCGAAGACUUAGUUCCUGUAAAUAUCACGUGCAUCCAGGAUUCGCCGGAAUGUGUCUUUCACAUUACCGCGUACAACAGUCAAGUGGACAAAAUCUUGGACGUGCGGUUGGUUCAACCAGGAACACGUAUCGGCCAAGCAUCCGAGUGUUUCGUUUACUGGAAGGAUACCAUGACCAACGAUACGUGGGGACUGAAUUUUACCUCACCGAUAGAUGCCAAACAGUUCCGAGAAUGUUGCUCACCGUCGUUCAAGAUUUCAAGGAAAGCGUCCUCUUCUUACUCGUUGAAGCUCGAACCACCGAACAAACAGAAGAAUAAACCACGGAGGAAGCCGCUGUCGACGCCAGCCUCUCCUAGCAGAUCCAGGGAACCUCAAUGUACUUGUAUGACACCGGAACAGUUCGCUAGGCUUCGGAAUCAAGAAGCCAGAUACCGAGGUUUUAGCGGUACGUCCACUCUUCCGAGAACUAUGGCACGAUCCACGGAGAUGGAGAUGACUCCGGCUCGCGAGAAAAUAACCGCGGCUACGUCCAGCGCUUCUCUUUACGAUAACGUGAACAACGCGAACGCGACACCGGGGAAGACGCCAAAGGCCGCUGGUGAAUCGACCAAACAGAAAGAGAAACAGAACGAAACGUGUCAGACUACGCCGAAAACGGCGAACGUCGGCAUCGAAACGGUCACCGUUGGAUCGCAAAUCGAUAGUCCGGAGGAGAAAGGAGCAUCGUCGAUCUCGCCGAAAAAGUCUCAGAAACAAAGCCAAGAUACGUCUACUCAGCAAAACGGUGGUGAAACGUUGAAAUCGGAAGGUACCCAGGCCGGUGGUACGUUACAGAACAAAUCGUUACGAAAGGAGCAAUUGCAUCAUACUAAAUCUGCCGAUUAUACCGAUCUGGAAAUGCAAAACGGCAACAUUUUCAAUAUAGUGAACAAUAAUCACGGUGGAAAGAAAUCGAAGAGCAAAAGCACCGACGAUAUGAGAAUCGAGAACGCGCAAAACGGUGGUAUCAGUUUAGAUUCGAACACUCUGAAGAGAAUGCUGAAACCUAUGUCGAGUAUCGACAGUCCCGUUACGUCGCCCGAGAUGACCAGAAAGAGGCAUAGUCAUCACAGUUAUCAUUAUCAUCCGAGCAAUAAUAAUCAGAAGUACGUUAUGCAGGAGACCGAUAACGAGAACUAUGCACAUCCCUAUCGAGCCCCGCCGUAUACCAACAAGUUCCAGGCUUCUAGGAGCGUGCACGACAUCGGACGCCAAUAUGCUGGCGGCAGAGGCAGGACCUAUUUGGAUUCGGAACGUAAUCGGUGCACGGGUGACGUGUCGCCGCCAUCGGAUAAUGUCAUUUUCGAUAAUCAGUGUUACGCCACUACGCCAAGUUCGUCGAACGGUAAUUCGGACAUGGAACAACCGACUCACUGCAAUUCGCGUCGUUGUAACGGUGGCCAGACAUAUCAACAACAGAGUAUGCAAUCCGUCUCGACACCCGGCAGUCCUACCAGCAGACUUCUUCUCGAAUACGAGAUGCAUUUAAGGAACACGUUGGCUCAAGGUAUGGAUGCCGAGAGCUACAGUUUGCGUACCUUCGAGGCGCUUCUCACUCAAAGUAUGGAAAACUUGGAGUUCGCGGAGAACAUACCGUCGAACGUGCAACGCACACCUCACGUUUCGCGAAGGCGCUCCGUUUCCAACAAGUCGUCCACGUUACCGUUAUCCUAUCGCUAUUGCAACGAAAGGCAAAACAGUAAAGACAGGGACGGUUAUUAUAGCGAUCGCAACGAAAUAAUACGUGAAAAAAGGGAAAGGGACAGAGAAAGAGAGAGAGAAAGGGAAAGAGAAAGAGACAUCGAUCGAGAUCGUGGUUACCUCAGCGAUUACAAUUCCAGAUGCGCGAGCUGUAUCGGAGAAUCGGCACGUGCCCAGUGGUUUCGGCAUUCCGACGGAUGGCAGUCGGGCAGUUCGACUCUCGGUUCUGGCGCUUCGAGUUCGAUAAAUCCCAGUUAUUCGGGACAUAAACGAGAAUCUCCGUGGGAUUCUUUGCCAUCGUUGAGACACGAAGGCAGCUUGAACGACAGCGGAUACAAAUCGAAUCGGACCGAUUCUCUGGAACAAAGGGGUACUUUCGACAGACAAGACAGCGUCAGGUCGGAUUACAUGUCCGACAGAGACGGUAGAUACGGAAUCGUUCAACAAGCUUCUCUGGAGAGUACGGACUCGAGACUAUGCUACUUGACGUCUUCGGAGAUGUCGGACGACGACAGAAUGUCGCUAACUACCGCCGUCAGCGACGACGACGACGGCGAAAGCGUUAUAAACUCACCGUACCGGGGAAAACAAACUGGCACGGCUGCAGCUUCGUUUAACUGUACAGGAGCGGUUCGAAAGGCUGGAUUUCUGAGCGUGAAGAAAUGGUUGCUGAGGAAGAAGCAUCAGAUCGAACUGGCGAGGAAAAGAGGCUGGAAAGGCUAUUGGGUUUGUCUGAAGGGAACCACGCUUCUCUUUUAUCCGUGCGAUUCGCAAGAGAGCAGAGCCAUGGAAGCCGCACCGAAGCAUUUGAUCAUAGUGGACGGCGCGAUAAUGCAACCGAUCCCGGAACAUCCGAAAAGAGAUUACAUAUUUUGCUUGAGCACGGCUUUCGGCGACGCUUACUUGUUCCAAGCGCCGUGUCAGGUGGAACUCGAAAAUUGGGUGAACAGUAUACAUUCGGCUUGCGCGGCGGCAUUCGCGCGCCACCGUGGUAAAACCGGGACGCUUCAUUUGCUGCAAGAGGAGAUAUUUCGUUUGGAGAAGGCGAUCGAAUCGGAUCACAAGUUAAAGCACAUGGCGGAUCUUCAGCAGUCCGUCGUGUCCGAUGCGGAAACGAAGCAACAAAUCAACAAUCAGAUUGUUCAGUGGGAAGAGAAUUUGGAGCGAUUACACUGCGAACAAUUUCGACUCAGAUGUUACAUGGCUAGUCUUCAAAGUGGCGAAUUACCUAAUCCAAAAAGUUUAUUGACGCACGUGUCUCGCGCUACGAAGCAAACGUUGAAUAAACUAGGAGUCUUCACGGUGUCGUCCUUCCACGCUUUCAUAUGCGCUCGAAGUCCUUCGUUGCUGAACAAUUUGCUGGCAGGACGCGGAGCUACCAAAAGAAGACCACCGUUGCUCUCGAGAUCCAACAGUGGAUCGAGCAGAAGAUCGCUUCAAAUUUCUUCCAGAGACGACGAGAAGACCGUGAAAGUAUGCGUACCGGAGAAUCAGCUGGUGUCUGUAUUUUUACGCGACGCUAUGACGGUCGAGGAAUUCCUUGCAAGCGCUUGCAAUCGAAAGAAUCUAAAUCCGAUGGAACAUUUCGUUCGCGUAAAGAAACGAAGAGACAUGGAAGAUCACAACUAUUUCGUACCGCAUAGAACCGAUUUGAUAGAAACCUACUUGCAUACGCAUGAAAUCGUUGAAGUUUGCGCGAAAAUCUUGUAUCAAGUAGAAUUACAGAGGAACACCCUUGAGCAAAUGUGGGGCUUUUCCGUGGAAGCAGAGCUCAUCGAGAAUUCGGAUAGGCAAGACGAACUGUGUUGUUACGUUAGCAGAGUCGAAGAUAAAAGCGUGGCGAUGCAAAACGGAAUCAUUAAAGGCGACGAAAUCAUGGUGAUCAACGGUGCCAUUGUGAGCGAUUUAGACAUGAUGUACUUGGAAAGCGUGUUGCAAGAAGAAUUUGGCCUUUGCAUGAUGAUGAGAUCGUCUCGAACCGAACCACCGGAUCUCACGGGCAUAAUGAGAGUUACCGACGACAUAAUCGAAAGCUUGGUUUGCCCACCGCCACCUUCCGAUCCACCCGUCAUAAGCGAAGAGAUGAUUUCCGGUUUGAUCGUUCCGGCUCCUGGCUGGAGCAAAGAAAGCAUCGUACAAGAGUGCGCAACUACCGCUCAUUUGGAGAACGGUAAACAAACGUCCCGUACGAACUCGUUCGAAAUUGAAAAUCUACUUAAAACCGCGGAACAAGUGACGGGAAUCUGUCGAUCGCCCGGCGAAACCAGGAAAUCUAGUCCUACCGGAAGCGUCGUUAGUUCCCAUUCGCAAGCGUUAACGCCUAGCCGUCAGUUGAGCGACGCCGAAAAACUGAAAAAGGUCAUUUUAGAAUUGGUCGAAACCGAACGUACUUACGUGAAGAAUUUGAACAAUUUACUGGAGAAUUACUUGGAGCCUCUUAAACGGGAAACUUUUCUAUCGAACGCCGAGAUAAACGCUCUGUUUGGAAACAUUCAAGAGAUCAUUACGUUUCAACGGCAAUUCCUACAAAAUCUCGAUCACGCGAUCGAAAUGGAAGCCGAUUUCCACAACUUUGACCAUCCGAGUCAAUUUAAGGGUGUCCUGUUUUCCAUUGGAAGUGCCUUCUUGUACUACGUAAAUCACUUCAAGUUGUACAGCUCGUUUUGUGCCAGCCACUCUAAAGCGCAAAAAGUUUUACAUCCAAACGAAGGGAAUCAAGCUUUACAAGAGUUCCUGCAAGCAAGAAAUCCGAGGCAACAACACUCGUCGACCUUGGAGUCGUACUUGAUUAAACCUAUUCAGAGGAUAGUCAAGUAUCCUUUGCUUCUGCAACAGCUUGGAAAUCUGACCGACGAACGAAGCGAAGAACGACAACAUUUGAUCGAGGCUUUCAAGGGUAUGGAAAAAGUGGCGGAACACAUAAACGAGAUGCAAAGAAUUCACGAAGAAUACGGAGCUAUUUUCGACCACUUGUUCAGACAACAUCAAAAAUCUUGCAAACAGCCGAUCGAUUUAAGUCCAGGAGAUUUGUUAUAUUACGGAGGCGUCGACUGGCUAAAUAUUUCCGACUUUCUCGGUAAAAUAAAAAAAGGUCUCGAGUUACACGCGAUGUGUUUCGUUUUCAAAUCGGCUGUCGUCUUUCUCUGCAAAGAAAGAUUGAGGCAAAAGAAGAAGUUGAUGGGAGUUUCGAUGAAAGCGAAUUCCAGCGAAGUAGAAAUAAUUCGCUAUCAAGUAUUGAUUCCUGUGACGGAAGUUCAGGUUAGAGCUAGCUCGGCCAAGGACAUGGAAUCUCAUUUUUUGUGGGAAUUGAUUCACUUACGAAGUCAAUUACAGAGGAGAUCGGAGAAAGUAUACGUGCUAUCGAACAGCACGACGGAAUUUCGAAACGCGUUUCUAAGAACGAUUCGUCAAAUUAUUCGGGAAUCGGUUCGAAACAUGAGCAUACCGUCGACCAGACAGAAUUUGAGUCAGCCACCGAUCACGAUUUCACCGCGAAUGUCGACCGGACACGUGGAGAAAUUCGAAAAACAGACGACGAGUCAAGGACAGAGCAACGGUGGAAAUACGACGGGUGGCGGGGUAUCGGUGUCGGUGGCCCCGUCGGUAGUAACGUCGUCGAAGAAAACGGUGAAGCCACAAUUACUACCGACCUCGCACAACAUCAAAAGAAAAUACAGUCAAUCGAAACAGACGAUGGAACACGAAAGUUCCGAGGACAAGGACGCGGAGGACUCGAACACGGUGAAUCAACAGCAAACCGUCUUCCGUUCCAGGAGCAAAACCAUAAGCGACACGUCCGGAGAGGUAAAGGUCGAAAUGGAUUCGGGAACAAAGUCCGAAGGCGAAGAAGACUCGCAAGCUUUUUUAGCAGGAAGUACGGGUAGUCAAGCCAGAUUGAUCCAGUCUUCCCACCAACCGGAAAAUUAUCAACCGAUUACCGUGAAAGAACUCGGUUCGCCGAUUUGGAAACCACGGGAACUACCUUCGUUAGGAGAGUCAACGACGUUGCCGCGUAAGGAUCCGAACGGACCGGCAUUGUGUUGCGACGCCGAUAAUAUUGACAAUUUAGUUACGCAAUUGAACAUGGCCGAAGGUAUCUUUGGCAGAUGCCCAACGUGCGUAAAAAAUUUCUAUAAACUGAUAUGCGAUUUAAGCUGUAGCCCCGAACAGAGUCGAUUUCUGCGAGUGACGAAGACCGAGGAAAAUUCGGAAGGCAAAGAAUACGUGAGAGAAAUCGAGGUAUAUAUCGAUGAACAGUACAUGAACGAUACUUUCGAUUCCUGCAAGGGUGUCGUUAAUCCAACGAGCGGCGUGUUAGCCAUGGAUUUGGCUUGCGGUGAGCACGGAGCCAGUCGAUGUACGCCAAAAUUGUGGUACGAGUAUCAAGGCGAUCCCGACGCUAACACGUUCAUAAGUUUUCGAAUGAUUUACAAGCAUUCCCCGAACGGCUCGCUGGAAUUGUGGAACAAGACGGCGAAAGCGUGCAACGAAUCGUACGACGAUUCGUUAGCGUGCAGCUGCGUCGAUUGUCCUGCGGCCUGCCCCUUCCUCCAGUUAUUGGAACUCGAUUCUGGUUUCCUCAUUUUCGGAUACAGCGGUUACGGAAUAGUAGCGGGAAUUCUGGCUAUCCUUUUCGUCGCAUCCGCGACAGCAGCUUAUGUAAUUUCGCAAAGAACAUCGCAUUUCGUUACAGACGUUCCCGAGAAGAAGCAGGCAAAGAACGACGACGAACGAGAGCGAUCGGUCGAGCGACAUCGGGCAAAAUGGUACUUUCUUCCCUGGACAAAAUUUCACGACGCGUUUCACGUAUUUUUUGCUGCUUGGGGAAAAGCGUUCGCGAAAUAUCCGGUCGUUGUAUUAUUCGCGUCUUCGUACGUGUUGCUGGGAUUGAGCUACGGAAUCCAGUACCUGACUAUAACGAGCGAUCCGAUCGAAAUUUGGGCGGCGCCAACCAGCAGAGCCAGGCUCGAAAAAGAUUACUUCGACUCGCAUUUUCAACCUUUCUAUAGAACCGAACAGAUUUACGUGAAAUCCGUCGGACUGAACAAGGUAGUUCACAACACGUCGAGCGGUGUCCUCGAAUUCGGCCCAGUCUUUAACAAGGAAUUUUUACUGGCAGUCUACGAUCUGCAAAACAAGGUGCUUCGACUUGGACAAGAGGACGGAGAAGGCUUGGAGCGUAUAUGUUACGCUCCGGUUCGAAGCGACUUUACCGGACCCGUUACUCUCGACUUGUGCACGGUCCAAAGCGUGUGGGGAUAUUUUCAAAACGAUCUCGAUCGUUUCAACCAAACGGUUCAGUUCGAUUCCUACGAAAUCAAUUAUUUGGAUCAACUGUACGCGUGCGCCCAGAAUCCGUUCAAUCCCGGAUGUUUGGCGCCGUACAAGGGACCUGUUCUGCCCGCGUUAGCCUACGGAGGAUUUCUCCGAGAAAACGAAUUCAAUUACGACUCGAACGAUUACAUCGAAGCGACGGGACUGAUAUUAUCGUUUCUGGUGAAAAACUCGCUAAACGAAUCGGUGCUCGAAUCGACGCACAAAUGGGAACAACGAUUCAUCGAUUUCAUGAAAGAAUGGAACGCGAACGAACGGCCGGAAUUUAUGGACGUAGCCUAUACCACGGAAAAGUCGAUACAAGACGAGUUGGAACGAUCGUCGAAGGCCGAAACGUCGACGGUGCUUUACAGCUACGUCGUCAUGUUCGUUUACGUCGCGUUCGCGCUCAGCAAGCUGAAAUAUUCUAUCAAAGAAUAUCUCGCCAACAGUAAAAUGAUGAUCAGCAUCGGCGGAGUGGUGAUAGUAAUAGCCUCCGUAGCUUCUUCCAUCGGCGUGUUCGGCUACAUCGGAGUACCCACCAGUCUGCUUACGAUCGAGGUAAUCCCGUUCUUGGUAUUGGCCGUGGGAGUGGACAAUAUAUUUAUUUUGGUUCAAACUCACGAAAGAAAUCCGAAACGUGCCCAAGAAUCGAUACCUGAUCAUAUCGGAAGAAUCAUGGCAAAAGUUGGCCCAUCGAUGUUGCUUACCAGUACUUCCGAAUGCCUCUGUUUCCUGAUCGGAACGUUGUCCUCGAUGCCGGCGGUAAACACCUUUUCCCUCUACGCCUCCUUGUCAAUUUUCAUAAAUUUCCUUCUACAAAUGACGGCUUUCGUUAGUCUGAUGGCACUGGACGAGCAACGAUUCGAGAACAAUCUUUCGGAUUUGUUUUGCUGCGUGAAAACGAAUAAACAGGAUACCACCGAAGACGAGGACUUUGGAUUGGUGCACGCGAUAUUUCAGCGAUUUUAUACGCCGUGCCUGAUGAAAACGCCGGUUAGAAUAACCGUAUUGGUCGUAUUCUUUGUCGCUCUCGUCGCACACCUCGUGCUCGUACCAAACAUAUCUAUCGGUUUGGAUCAAAAGCUCUCGAUGCCCGAAGAUUCUUACGUCUUAAAAUAUUUUCAGUUUAUGGAAGAUCUAUUGUCGAUGGGUGCGCCCGUCUACUUCGUGGUCACUCCUGGUCUCAACUAUAGCCGCAGGAACGUUCAAAACGUAAUUUGCGGCGGUCAAGGAUGCAACACCGAUUCCCUUUAUACGCAGAUCCAUUCGGCAUCCAAACAACCCGACACAUCGUACUUGUCGAAAUCCUCUUCGUCUUGGAUAGACGAUUACAUAGAUUGGUCAGGGAUCGACGGUUGCUGUAAAUUCUUCCGGAACAAUCAGUCCUUUUGUCCGCAUACGAAAGAUACUUGCGAUCCAUGCGACGUCGGUUUAGACGGUUCUCGACCGAACGAAUACAGUUUCCGCAAAUAUUUGCCGUACUUCCUGCAAGACAUUCCGGACGAGACUUGCGCGAAAGCUGGACGAGCCUCCUACCUGGACGGAAUUAAUUUGUACGUCGAUGAACACGGGCUAACGGAUGUCGGCGACAGCUAUUUCAUGGGAUAUCAUACUCCGAUGAAAAAGUCGAGCGAUUGGUACGAAUCGCUGAAAUCGUCUCGAACGAUCGCCGACAACAUUACGAGGAUGAUAAACGAGAAUCGAUUAACCGACCAGAGCAUAACCGUGUUUCCAUACAGCGUCUUUUACGUAUAUUACGAGCAAUACCUGACAAUUUGGCGAGAAACGUUAUCCUCCUUGGGUCUGUCUCUCUGCAUCAUUUUCCUGACGACCACCCUUUUCACGGGAUUCUCGCUGUUUUCGGCGAUAACGGUGGUGCUCACGGUAUUCAUGAUCGUCGUAAACAUAGGUGGUCUCAUGUAUUGGUGGAACAUCGAACUGAACGCGGUGUCUCUCGUCAAUUUGGUAAUGGCAUCCGGCAUAUCGGUGGAGUUUUCCAGUCACAUGAUACAUUCUUACUUGAAAUCUACGUCGAGUACUAGAAUCGAGCGUGUGUCCGAAAUCCUGAAUAAAAUGGGAAGUUCGGUUUUCUCCGGUAUCACGUUGACGAAAAUUAUCGGAAUUCUGGUAUUGGCAUUCUCCAAAACUCAAAUCAUCCAAGUCUUUUAUUUCAGGAUGUAUUUGGGUAUCGUGAUUUUUGGCGCUGUUCAUGGCUUAAUAUUUCUGCCCGUCUUGCUAAGUUUCAUAGGUCCUGAGAAUGCGUGACAGAAGUUCUUCGAGCCAGAGUCAACGGAACGAGGGAAAAAGGAGGGAAGCGAUCCCUGAUUAACGAUCAGUCUCGAUCGGUCUAAUUGAAGCGUUCUUCCGAUUCCGUACGAUAGUAUUAUUAUUAUUGUUAGCGUCUAACUGUUAUUAUAAAAAUAUAGUACCUGUAUAUAAAAAUAUAGUAAUAUAACGUCCUUGCAAAAUCGAAAUCAUAUUAUAACGCAGAAACAUGUCCGUGAGCUACGCUGGGACGUUGUACGCAUGCUCGAAAACAAGCCAGAAAAAUAUUAUAUGUGUACUCUUACAAUGAUAAUACAGUAAAAUCCUUAUUAACGGACACUUUUUAAGGGAUACAUAAAAACUAAAUGCGCCAUCAUUGUCGACUACUUUUUCUUUCAUUACUUUCUUUGUCAAAAAUAUACUGCGCAUAUCUAUUUUCUACGGUUUAAGACUGUGCAGGGGGUCAAAUUUAACUGAUUAGUUCCCCGUGCAUAGCACGAGCCUUCCACAAGUUAGUAAUUAAACGAUUUAACAGUAAGUUUUAUUAAGUUAUGUACUGUGUGAAUAGUGGUGAAAAUAAAGAAAAAUUUAU
Molecule: messenger RNA, 10192 nt
Organism: Megachile rotundata (alfalfa leafcutting bee)
Lineage: Eukaryota; Metazoa; Arthropoda; Insecta; Hymenoptera; Megachilidae
Gene: sif
Product: guanine nucleotide exchange factor still life
Biological process (GO): small GTPase-mediated signal transduction; activation of GTPase activity
Molecular function (GO): guanyl-nucleotide exchange factor activity; protein binding
Source: RefSeq, a predicted model, not a curated record